GGAGGAAUGAUAAUAAGACUCAUACCCUUUCGUUUUCGGCGUAUUAUUAAAUUCCUCCUCCUCUCUGCAACCCCACAGGAGUACGCCGAUUCUCCAUCUUCUCUGGUGCUCGCUCUCUCUGGGCUCUUGUUGUCCUGAUUCGCAGAAGCUCCAAUAUCUCCGUUAAUGGCGAAUGCCUCAGUUUUUGCUUUUUUUGGUGUUUUUUGUUGCUCAUUGCUACAACCCAUCUCGUGUUUUUUUGUUUAUUUCAGGACACGCGCAGUCACAACCCGCAGUGAUUUUAUUGCCGUCUCCGAUCAAGACACGACGAUGGUAGUUCUGCGCUUCUCCGGCUUCAGUCUCAUCGCAGCGAUAUUCGUGAGUCCGGUAGCGAGAAUGGAGAACGAUGACGUCACGGGUCCGCCAUGGCUGGUGCCGAUGCUCCGAGCUAAGUACUUCGUCCCUUGCUCUGUUCACCCCGAUUCGAGCAGGAGCGAGUGCAAUUUGUUCUGCUUGGAUUGUAUGGGAAAUGCCUUCUGCUCCUACUGUUCGAUUCACCACCAAGAUCAUCAUCUCUUACAGAUUCGAAGAUCUUCUUACCACAACGUGGUCCGAGUGAACGAGAUCCAGAAAUACAUUGACAUUUCCUGUGUUCAGACCUACGUUAUCAACAGCGCGAAGAUCUUGUUCUUGAACGAGAGACCCCAGCUUCGUCCCGGGAAAGGCGUCACGACCACCUGCGAAAUCUGCAGCCGCAGCCUCCUCGACUCCUUCCGCUUCUGUUCUCUCGGUUGCAAGCUCGGAGGAAUCAAACAAGGAGACCCAAAUCUCACAUUUGCUAUAAAAGGAAAGGGUGGCGGAGAUAUGUUCUGUCUUGGGACAGAUUCCGAUGAAUCAGAGGCUCCUGCCAAGAUUCCGAAGACGGUGAUUCUCGACGGAAUCUCGGUUAGAGUGGAUCAUGAUCAACGGUCCAUAAGCUCCGGCGACGAGAUGUUCACUAAAGUUGUAUCUCCGGGGACUCCUCCGAUAUACAACCGCCGGAAUUCUCCUCGCCGGCGGCAAAGAAAGGGUAUACCUCAACGAGCUCCCUUCUAAAAUGGGUUGUAAAAAAAAAAGAAAUAAAUAUUGUAUAUAUUUGGGGAGUUUUAAGUAUAAUAGGAAAAGGUGGGAAUUUGGAGAUAAAAGGGAUAAAAUAAGAAUAAUGUUUCAUGCAAAUAUUAGAAACAUAUAUAACAGUAAGUGUUGUAUUCGUAUAGUUUUGGGCAUAAGAUAAAGCAGUCUACAAUA
Messenger RNA from Tarenaya hassleriana, 1266 nucleotides. RefSeq lists its product as uncharacterized. The record is from RefSeq and is a predicted model, not a curated record. NCBI's taxonomy places the organism in Eukaryota, Viridiplantae, Streptophyta, Magnoliopsida, Brassicales, Cleomaceae. The transcript has 4 exons. The coding region runs from base 166 to 1074 and encodes 302 amino acids.